Cyprinodon tularosa is the source of this 1076-nucleotide messenger RNA. RefSeq lists its product as uncharacterized. Lineage: Eukaryota; Metazoa; Chordata; Actinopteri; Cyprinodontiformes; Cyprinodontidae. The record is from RefSeq and is a predicted model, not a curated record. Bases 78 to 920 code for a protein of 280 amino acids. The transcript is spliced from 3 exons.
UUUUGUCUGGUUUGGAAAUCUCUGAAUUGGAAACAAAUGAUUUCAUAGAGCUACCAGAUGUUUUGACUCAAAGUACCAUGCCAGUUUCUACAUUGAAUAUUCCCCAGCAAAAGGACAUUGAUCAGUGGCCUCAUCUUAAACCUGUUAAGCUUCAUAGCAUCAAUGCAGAUGUGGAACUACUGAUAGGAACUGAUGCUUCAAAUGUUUUAGAGCCCUGGGAGGUGAUCAACAGUGUAGAUGGUGGGCCUUAUGCUGUAAAAACUAAAGUUGGCUGGGUCAUAAAUGGUCCCCUGCACACUAGAAGCCACAGCAAAAAUAGAAAUGUUUGCACUGCUGUGACAGCCAACAGGAUCUCUGUUGAGCAUCUUGAAGAAAUGCUGAUCAAACAGUACAAUCAUGAUUUUAACGAAAGAUCAUCAGAGGAGAAAACUGAAAUGUCUAGAGAGGAUUUGCAUUUCAUGAACAUUGUCAAUAACUCUACAAAACUUAUUAAAGGUCAUUAUAAUAUUGACUUACCUUUCAGGAGUGAAAGCCCCUGCUUUCCAAAUAACAUCUGUGUUGCAGAGCAGCGCCUCCAGAGCCUCAGAAGGAGAUUUGAAAAGGAUGCUGAGUACAAGGAGGAAUACACUGCAUGUGUAAACAACAUGCUGCAGCAAGGACAUGCUGAGGCUGUACCAGCAGAGGACCUACAGAAAGAAGAAGAUGCAAUUCACAUGGUGAAGAGGCUGACGGACCUCUGCUCUAAGGGAGGAUUCGUGCUCUCAAAAUGGAUGAACUUCCGGUCGAGAGAGUACUGGGUUUACAGUGGAGCAUCGAAACAGAUGAGUUCAAGUUCAGAACCUCUGUGCAGGACCGCCCACAGACCAGAAGGGGCAUUUUGUCUGUGGUUAGUUCACUAUAUGAUCCCUUGGGAAUCCUAGCUCCCUUCAGUAUGCCAGCUAAACUGCUGCUACAAGAACUUUGUCGACAAAACUUGAAGUGGGAUGAAGUUAUUCCCCAUUCUCUUUGUAGGAAGUGGCUCGACUGGCUGGAGGACCUCCAGCUGAUCUCCAGUUUUAAGGUGGAUCGUUGCAUCA